Eimeria maxima is the source of this 1884-nucleotide messenger RNA. RefSeq lists its product as hypothetical. Gene Ontology annotation, cellular component: nuclear origin of replication recognition complex; nucleus. Gene Ontology annotation, molecular function: DNA replication origin binding. The transcript is spliced from 2 exons. Gene Ontology annotation, biological process: DNA replication initiation; DNA replication. NCBI's taxonomy places the organism in Eukaryota, Apicomplexa, Conoidasida, Eucoccidiorida, Eimeriidae. The record is from RefSeq and is a predicted model, not a curated record. Bases 1 to 1884 code for a protein of 627 amino acids.
AUGCAGGGGCCCCCCUCCAGCAAGCGGCUCAGGGGCGCCCCAUACUCCCCACCCUCAUCACCAAAACGCCAUUGCGGCAAGGAGGGCCCCCAACCAGGCACAUCAGACCACUAUGGGGGCCCCGGAGGCCUUCGUGAACGGCCGCCCAGCCCCUCUGGGGGCCCUCCCGUGCCUUGGGGCUCGCGACAGCCGGGGUAUAUAGAGGAUGCAGAGGGGCCCUUGUCUCCUCCUCGUACUAUACAGAGGAAGACAGCAGAGACAGCAGCACCUCCUUUAUUCUCUAAGGUUUUGCAUAGGCAAUUAUCAUCAGGGGAGUAUUUGCUGCAGCUGCUGCAGCACGUGCUGCGGCAGCGCUUACGAGCAGCAUUAAGGGGGCACCUGCAUACUAUAUCCUUGGGGGCCCCCAAGGAGCCCCCUAAGAAGCAAACCGGGUUUACUCCAUCUCCUGUUGUUGAGGCUAUGCUACGGGGAGAAGGAGAUGGUGCUGCUUCCCUCCGCGCCCGCACCAGCAGCAGCAGCAGCUGCAGCGAGGCCUCUGUAGAGUCUGUUGCAGGGGCCCUAGCAGCAAAGUUAAUGUGCUGCCUGCAGCUAAAGGAGAAGAGUAGUGUCUUGGUGAUGGGGCCCCGUGGAUCGGGUGCAACAACAGCAGUAGAGUGUGCCUUACGUUACGUGCAGCAGCAAGUGGAGCAGCAGCAGCAGCAGCAGCAGCAGCAGCAGAAGCAGCUGCGUAGACUACUAGUUGUACGCGUUAACUGCUCAUUGUAUGGGAGCGACACAGCAAUACUGCAGGGUAUAGUGCGUCGUCUAUGUGCGAGCCUGGGGCAGCAGCAGCUGCUGCAGCAACAGCAGCAGCAGCAGCAGCAAGGCAGCACCUUUGAUGAUUGGGCAAGAAGGCUACGGUGUCUGCUGCAGGACAGCUGCGAGACAUUAGGGUUAGCAGUGGUGGUAGUACUAGACAGGGCAGAGAUUUGCUGCCUAUCUUCUCGUGACCGCAGCAGCAGCAGCAGCAGCGGUAGCAGCACACUGCAGCAGCAGCAGCUGCUGCUAUAUAACUUAUUCGAUCUGCAGCACGGAGAAGGACUACAUAUUUUUACACUUUGUUUGUCUCCUGUGUCUGAUCUAACAGACUUUAUGGAGAAAAGAAUAAGAAGUAGAUUUACUAUGCAAAAGUUGCUGCUGUCUGCUGCUGCUGCUGCUGCUGCACCGCAGCAGCUACUCGAUUUUAUACGUAAUAAGCUAUUAUAUGUUGAACCUCAAGAGUUGCUGCAGGUUGCUGCUGCUGCUGCUAAUGCUGCUGGUGCUGCUGCUGCUUCCUCAACCACACACAAGAAACACACUGCAGCAGAUGCAGCAGCAGCAGAUGCAGCAGCAGCAGCAGCAGCAAGACAGGACCUGGAAGCAGCAACACAAUUUUGUCGAGCAUAUAAUGCAGCAAUAGAAAAAGAAUUAUCCAAUCCAUACUUCAUUGCUGCCUGCAAGAGGGCAUUAGCUUUAGGUAGAAAUGCGCGCUCCUUUUUGGUUGCUGCUGUUAAGCCUUUGCUGCAGCUGUCGCCACCGAUGCCGCAGCUAGAAGCAGCAGCAGCAGCAGCAGCAGCAUGGGGGGCCCCACAGGUACCUGAGGCCCUUUCUCCUAUUCAUUUAUCUCUGCGGCAUGGAGAGCAGCAGCGCAGCCCAUGGAGAGGAGAAGCUGCUGCUGCUGCUGCUGCUGUUGUUACUACAGAGGAUCAGCAGCAGCUGCAGCAACAGAUGUUGCUGCAGGAGCUGCUGCUGCAGCAACAGGAAGAACAGCCUCUCAAUCUGUGUGCUGAUGCUAUCGACCCCCACCGUGUAAGCUACACAGCAGCAGCAGCAGCAGCAGCAAGACAGCAGCAGCAGCAGCAAUAG